Tetrahymena thermophila SB210 is the source of this 2190-nucleotide messenger RNA. RefSeq lists its product as hypothetical. NCBI's taxonomy places the organism in Eukaryota, Ciliophora, Oligohymenophorea, Hymenostomatida, Tetrahymenidae. The record is from RefSeq and is a predicted model, not a curated record. The transcript is spliced from 4 exons.
AUGACAGAAAAACUAAAGACAAUACCAGAAGGAAUAAGUCCUUCAUCAAGUCGCUAUUUGAAUACAAGCGACUAAUUUUCUCCUUUAUUUGAUCGCUAAGUAAUAAGAGAUAGUCAAAUUCUUGGUGAGAGAAUUAUGGAUGCAAAUAUUCCCCAAUUCUGUUAGAAUUAAUCACCUAUACAUGCUUAAUCUUAUAGCUAUUCUCAAUAUCAAUAAUAAUUGACAUUGCAAGAUUUAAAAUAAAGCAGAGUCCAUCAAAAUGUCCAAAACAAUUUAUUUUAGGCUAAAAAUUUUGAAAAUAAUUAAUAUGAGAAAGAAAAUGAGAUUUUGAAGCAAAAAAUAAAUGAAAUCAAAGAAAUAUAGCAAAGGAAACGUACCUGCAGCACUAUUUAGGAAUAGAAACAGAAUGAAAACAUAUUAGAUUAAUACAAGCAGCUAGCAGUUAAUUACAACAAUGCUCAAAAUAAGAUACUUGAAUUGGAAAAAUCCGGCAAGACCAAAUCAGAAACUUUAAAUAAAUAGAAGGAAUAGAUCACAAUGAUGAGCAGAGUUCUUUAGAGCAACAUGGAAAAUCUAGGGCUAGAAAAAUUUAUUUAAGAAGUAAAUUAAGAAUCUAAAGUAAACAAUGUUGAGUUAUUUACUGAAUUUGCUAAUAUCAAGAUUUUAGUUGACAGUUAGAAGGUAGAAAAUCAAGAGUUAGAACUAAGAAUGGAAUAAUAGGUUGGGCUAAUAAAUUAGAUGAGAGAUGAAAUUGCUCAUCUUAAAAUAUAGAACUAGGAGAGUGUUGAGUUUUCUGAAAAAUUAAACACUGAGCUAAAAACAGCAGUUGAUGCCUUGCAUUUGGUUCAAGAGGAGAAUGCUAAGAUUUCUUAAGACAAAGAAGCUUUAUUAGAAUAUUUGGAAGAGCUUAAAAGCACCUAUGAAAAUGUUGCUAGAGACAAAGAAGACCUUUAGAACACAGUUUAGAAGCUUGAAGAUAAAAUAAGUCAAUUCAAAGAUAGUAAUUAGAAAGAUAUUGAGUUGCUAAAGUAAACUAUCAAAGAUUAAUAGUAAAGCAUAUAAGAUUUAGAAAGGGAGAAAAAGACUAAAGAAUUGCAGGAUAAGCACUAGACUUAACUUUUUAACAAUGAAAUAGAUACUUUAAAAAGAGAGAAAGAAAGAAUUCAAACAGAACUUAAUACCUUAUCUGGUGAAAAGAAAUAAUUAUAGCAAAAUCAUGAUUAGUUAUAAUAAAAGCUAGAUAAAGAGAAAAAGAGUUCAGAGAGUCUUAUUGAAAAGCUAUAAACUAGAGAACAAAACCUUCUUACUUCUGUUAAGAAUUUAGAAGAAGUGAUUCUCAAGCUCAAUAAAGAGAAAGACAUAAAUGCUUAGAUCAUAGGUAAGAUUAAAGAUUUUGUAAGUAACAAAGAAGUGAUUGCCUUGAUUGAAGAAAUAGCAAAUAUUUGCAGUGAGUAGAUUUCGAUUGAGAGAGAGAAAAAUAGUAUUAAUGUGCAAAUAUUUUCAAUAGAAAGUAAGAUGGGAAAUAAAAGUUCGGCAUAAUCUGUUGAUCCUGAAACUCAGAAGAGCAACAGAAGAAAAUUGGAGGAGCUAAGAGACGCUCGCAAUUAAUAUGAAAACAAUCAAUAGAUUUUGUAAUGUAAACAUAAAGCUUUAGAGAAUGAAUUAGCAUAAUUGCUUGAACUGGAAAGAAACAAAAACAUGCGUAUUUAAUAACUAGAAAAGAUUAACAACCAUCUUAAAAACGAUUUAAGUGUGAUAAAAAACGAAAUUGACAUGAAAGAAAUUUCUCGUAAAAAUAUUGAGAGUGCCUAUAAUAUUUUAUUAACUGACUACAAGAGAUUAACUUAAGAGCAAAAAGCUCCUGGAAGGGUAAAAGAUUAUCUUGCCUAAUCUAACAAUGGUUCAAUGUCAACAACUAUGCUCACCAGAAGAAAUAAUUACUAAAGUAAUUUGAAUGGCACUUGUUCACCUUCAGAGAGUUUUAGAAAAAAUAACUCAGUCCAAAUUCCCUAUAAUAUCUAUGAGAAUUUAGACGAUCAUUCAAUGAUUUUAAAUCAAUCUCAACAACAAGGAUUUGGGAGUAGAGGAAGUGCUAAAAGCAGUAUGAUCGGAAAUAUGAACUACAAUAGUUAUAAUCCUUCAAAUAGUACAACAAAUUUAGCUAAUAAUAUAAAAAAUAAUGAUUACUGA